Cyprinus carpio (common carp) is the source of this 2054-nucleotide messenger RNA. RefSeq names its product early nodulin-75-like. The record is from RefSeq and is a predicted model, not a curated record. Bases 70 to 1887 code for a protein of 605 amino acids. NCBI's taxonomy places the organism in Eukaryota, Metazoa, Chordata, Actinopteri, Cypriniformes, Cyprinidae. The transcript is spliced from 8 exons.
UGUCUUUUUGUGGUGGGGAAAUCGUCAUUUAAAGGGCAAGUCAGUUCUUCUGAAGCAGCCUGGUAUGCCAUGUCUCCAGAUCUGAGGUGUGGUGAUGAUCUUAUGAAGUUGCAGCUCAGUGGUCCUGAAGUAGCACAAAUUGAGCUUUGUCGGGGUAAUGGGGCAGCUGUUCCCCUCAGUGAGUUGCCGCCUAACUGUGGAUCUACCAUACCCACUUAUGGUGGUCUUAUCUAUGCUACCCCCUAUGAUGGAUGUGGCGUUGCACAACAGGGAGGGAGUUAUGUGAUGCAGAUGCAAUGGCAGGGAAACCGUGCAGUCAUUUCUUGUCCUAUGACCUCUACAACUGCAAACGACACUUUUCUAGGACCUCAUGAUCCUUCAUAUCAGCAGAUUCUGCUGCCUCCCCUUUAUCCUGAUGAAUUUAAUCUACAAAUAAGUACAAUGCCAGAACUAUCUGCAGCUCUCAAACCGCCAUUUUACGGCUACCCUGAAGAGUUUCAGCAAGGGUUUUGGCCUUACAACUACCCUCGUUACCAAUAUUCUGGCAAGGGUUAUCCCACAGCUGAGCCAGCAGGGCAAUCUCCAUCAGAUGCCCAAGUGCCAACCCAGAAACCUCAGUUUCCAAAGCACCCCCCUAUGAUGUGGCCAUAUCCCUACUCCCAUUAUCCUGGCAAGGGUUAUCCCACAGAUAAGCCAGCAGGGCAAUCUCCAGCAGAUGGCCAAGUGCCAACCCAGAAGCCUCAGUUUCCAAAGCACCCCCAGAUGAUGUGGCCAUAUCCAUAUUCCCAUUAUCCUGGCAAGGGUUAUCCCACAGCUGAGCCAGCAGGGCAGUCUCCAUCAGAUGGCCAAGUGCCAACCCAGAAACCUCAGUUUCCAAAGCACCCCCAUAUGAUGUGGCCAUAUCCCUACUCCCAUUAUCCUGGCAAGGGUUAUCCCACAGCUGAGCCAGCAGGGCAAUCUCCAUCAGAUGCCCAAGUGCCAACCCAGAAACCUCAGUUUCCGAAGUACCCCCAUAUGAUGUGGCCAUAUCCCUACUCCCAUUAUCCUGGCAAGGGUUAUCCCACAGCUGAGCCAGCAGGGCAAUCUCCAUCAGAUGGCCAAGUGCCAACCCAGAAACCUCAGUUUCCAAAGCACCCCCAUAUGAUGUGGCCAUAUCCCUACUCCCAUUAUCCUGGCAAGGGUUAUCCCACAGCUGAGCCAGCAGGGCAAUCUCCAUCAGAUGGCCAAGUGCCAACCCAGAAACCUCAAUUUCCGAAGCACCCCCCUAUGAUGUGGCCAUAUCCCACAGCUAAGCCAGCAGGGCAAUCUCCAUCAGAUGGCCAAGUGCCAACCCAGAAACCUCAGUUUCCGAAGUACCCCCAUAUGAUGUGGCCAUAUCCCACAGCUAAGCCAGCAGGGCAAUCUCCAUCAGAUGGCCAAGUGCCAACCCAGAAACCUCAGUUUCCAAGGCAACCCCAUAUGUGGCCAUAUUACUACAGUGACUAUCAUGGCAAACCAAAUACUACUGUGAAACCAGCUCCAGCCAUCCCCACUCCUCUCCCACCAGAUUCGCCAGCAAUAAACCAGAAACCGCAACCCCCAGUGUACCCUGGAAGUCUAUUCCCUCAGCAUAGCCAUUACCCAAAUUUCCCAGAUUAUUUGCAGCAAUUUUAUCCACAAUACCCAGUGCAACCUCAGAAAACCCCUACCGCACCACCUAUAACCACCACUCCUCAACCCUGUACUACAACUGCAGCAGCUGAAUGCAAACCUUCUGCCAACCAGCCUCCCAAAGAGCCACCCCAAUACUAUAAACCACCCAGUUAUAUGCAUUAUGAAAAAGACCCAUUCGCACUUAAAUUUGUGGAUUUUUCAGAAUCUGAUAGGAAAUCUUUCCCACGAAAUUGAGGACCGAGGACAGUAGAAUUAGGUGGGUUAUGUCUUCCAUGUGGCUUUGAAAAAGAUUGCCUCCUAAUGUUAAUAUAGGCUGUGUAUGGGGCGACUGUAAAGUGACUCCUGCUCAUUUGUUUUGUCCUUGUUCUCUCAAAUGAUUCAAUAAAUCAAAUGGUCAGACA